Molecule: messenger RNA, 5418 nt
Organism: Cuculus canorus (common cuckoo)
Lineage: Eukaryota; Metazoa; Chordata; Aves; Cuculiformes; Cuculidae
Product: hyaluronidase-1-like
Exons: 4
Coding region: 661-2097 (478 amino acids)
Biological process (GO): carbohydrate metabolic process; hyaluronan catabolic process
Molecular function (GO): hyalurononglucosaminidase activity
Source: RefSeq, a predicted model, not a curated record
CACAGUGCAAACUUACUGAGAGUGCAAUCAAUCCCCUCAUCCAGGUCAUUAAUAAAGGUACUAAUUACAAUCGACCCCAACACGGAGCCCUGGAGAACACCACUUGUGAGCAGCCACCAACUGUGCUUAACUCCAGUCACCGCAACUCUUAGGGUCCAGCCAUCCAACCAGUUUUUUAAAACAGCUCUGCCUGAACCAUUUUCUCGGCUUGGUUUUGCAGUCAUCCCUGCAUUUCCCUGCACAGCAGUGACCAAGCUGUCUCUGCUUUUAAUGCCUGCCGCCGCUGAAUCCAGAGCAUAUAACUCUGAAAACACAACUUAAUUCUUCUCAAUCACCUGUCCAGUUGAUCCCUCAUCGGACUAUAAAAGUAGACGAUAACAAAAUUAUUAUAGCAAGAGCCAGUCUGCUUACAAGUAAUAUGUCUUACUUUUUAAUGAAUUUAUUUAUUCAUUUUGCAAUGACACAGUGAGGAUUUAGGUAAAUUUCUGCCCUUGUCUUCAGAUGCCCUCAGUUUCUCAUUAAUUAAAAGCCCAUUCAUUAGGAAGAGCACAUUGCCGGGACAAACCCAUCAGCCGUUGUAAAUUGUUCCGCCAAAGUUUUCUUCUGUUCACUGAUUUCAUCGAGGACACAUCAUAACAAUUUCCCAGAAAAAAACAUACCAUGGAUGUUUGGUUCAAACCUUUAGCAGUGACAGUGCUGCUUACUAUGGUUGAUGCUCAGCUGCCGAAGCCGGCACGGGCCCCUCUGGCUCUGCACAAGCCUUUCAUGGUUGUCUGGAAUGCACCAACCGAGCAAUGCAGGCUACGGUACAAGGUGGACCUGGAUCUCAGUGUUUUCGAUAUUGUAUCCAACACCAAUGAGACUCUGAGUGGGUCCAAUGUGACAAUCUUCUAUCACACUCAUUUGGGAUACUAUCCCUACUACUCAGACAAUGGAGAUCCUGUCAAUGGAGGUGUGCCCCAGAACGAAAGUCUUAUUAAACACCUUAAUAAAGCAAAGUCUGAUAUUGACUAUUGCAUACCCAUGAAGAAAUUUCAGGGACUUGCAGUCAUUGACUGGGAAAACUGGAGACCCCAGUGGGAUAGGAAUUGGGGCCAUAAAAGCAUUUAUAGAAAUAAAUCUCUCGAGAUGGUUAGGAGACGGCAUCCUCAGUGGUCAGAGGACAAAAUUAGAAAAGUGGCUAAAGAGGAAUUUGAAAAUGCUGGCAAGAGUUUUAUGAACAACACUAUACUUCUGGCUGAGCAUAUGAGACCAAAUGGUUUGUGGGGUUACUAUCUUUACCCAGACUGCUACAAUUAUGAUUACAAAGAACACCCCCAAACAUACACGGGGAAAUGUCCAGCUAUCGAGUCUGCCCGCAAUGACCUCCUGCUUUGGCUGUGGAAGGAAAGCACUGCUCUCUACCCUUCUGUAUACCUGGAUUAUAUGUUGAAGUCAAGUACAAAUGCACUAAAGUUUGUUCAUUAUCGGGUUAAGGAGGCAAUACGUGUUGCUUCAAUUGCUAGAAAAGACUAUGUUUUGCCUGUUUUUGUUUACUCCAGACCAUUUUAUGCCUAUACUUUUCAUGUUUUAACAGAGACAGAUCUGGUCAAUACCAUUGGUGAAAGUGCAGCCUUGGGAGCAGCUGGAGUUGUUCUCUGGGGCAGUAUGCAAUAUGCUAGCUCAAAGGAGAGCUGUUCAACUGUGAAACGGUACAUUGAUGGACCCUUAGGACAUUACGUCAUUAAUGUGACCUCAGCAGCCAAACUCUGUAGCAAAGUCCUAUGUAAGAAGAAUGGAAGAUGUAUCCGCAAAAACAGUGAUUCUUCUGCUUACCUCCAUCUGCCACCAACCAAUUUUAAGAUCCGAGCCUGCCACUCAGAGAGGGUCCCCAGAUUCCAGGUGACUGGUGAACCCAGCCUGGAGAAUAUUGAAGCAAUGAGACAGAGAUUCAUGUGUCAGUGUUACCAGGGCUGGACUGGAAUAUUUUGUGAAUUGCCUGAUCAAAGGCUAAUGGAGCACUGGGUUCAUGCUGGCUUCAGUAGACCAAGAAAACAAAAGCUUUAUGUUCUUCUCUUAGGAGCCAUGCAGCUGCUUCUGCUUCAUACCGCUCACUAAAGUUUUCAGAGGCAGUGCAAGGAAAUAAGAAAUGACUUCUGUUCCUUAGCAAGUUUUUAUUACAAAUGGAAAAGCCAUUGUUGAUUAAGCAGAUCUUCUUUACCUCCCACUCCUGGAAUUGCUUCAGACAUUAAACAUUUGGAAAGCAGCCCCCUCUUUUUUACCAUCUCCUUUACUCUUAACUCACAUUUUACUCAUACCUACAACAGACAAAUCUUCUGUUACAACAGUGGAAACUUUACCUGAAUAAAAAUGUUGAAUAAAGUUCUGCAAUGAUUUAUUCUUAUAGAAUUUUAGAAAAGACACAGGUCCUUUUUGCUUUAGGGCUUAUCAUUAAAUAUAUGUUGAUGAAGAGAUCUUUCAUGGGUGCCAGGGAUAACAAACCACUUGCUGCAGCUCUUGCUGAAGUCAAAUAGUUACAGGUCUGGUAGUUCUGCCGUUCUACCACUCAUGUGCAGUCACCCAAGAGACUGGGAAAGAGAAAGAGGCUGGCAGAUCCCACUGCUGAUGUGCACCUCCCUCAUAUAGGAGAGGAGAAGAUGAAGAACUCUACUCACCGUCAAUGUUAUGGCUUGCAACCUUCAACUUCUGGUGGGGACCUCUUUGGAGAUGAUGUCACUUAAAGAACCACUGAUUAUCAGUGAAUUUAGCAUCAAUAACAUGCCUUCUUGUCAGGUUGUGUCAUGUCCAUUUGCACUUCUUUAUUACUCCAUUGUUCAUGUGUGAGCAUAUAUGUUUCAUCAAAGACUUGCCUUCCACACAGCCUUUCAGUGUAGUAAACAAUGUAUGCCUUCACUGAAUAGAUGAUAAAACUAAGAAAUUCCCUACAUCUCUUUCUGACUUAUGGAAAAUAUUAAAAUAAUUUUCUUUUGAGGUAUUUGUAUGACGUGUCAAACUGAGUACUCUUCCAGAGAAAUUAGUCAGAAACCCACAUGUGGGUCUAAACCACCUUUUUUACCCUGAUUAGUGUCUAUAUUGAUUAUUUUUGGACAGACUUCAUUUCUCACAUUACACAGUACACUAAUAGUGUAGCAGUUUGGUUAAAAGCAGCGAGGCUAUGCAAAAGGACAUGCAACUGAGUAAGAAUGUCUGAAUCUGGCCUUUAGCCAGACCCCUCCUUGAUGCUGCCCUAAAUUACUUUAAACAUUAACACAUAUCUAUGUUACGGUCUGCUGGAGUGUUCUACGUUCUUUGUAACCUCCUGUUAUCUCUGACAUUUCCUCAUGGUAAAUCCACAAAAAAACCCCUUUAUUUGGUUCACCAGGACCAGAUUCACAGCUGGUGCCAACUGCAAUGCUUAGAUUCACUCAAGCCAAAGACCCAGCUGGUAACAGACCUGCAGUGGAUAUGUUAAGGCUGCAACGACCCCUUUCAACCUAGACACUGAAAUGGGACUGACCUCAGUUAAAGAGAGACUUAAUUCUAGGUAUAGUGAGUCAUUGUGAUGACAUGUUGUGCUGAGAAGAUACAGGAGAGCUUUACCACUGACCUCUUACUUUGCAGUGCUUAACAGCAAUGGAUGACAGUAGAAGUGAAGGCAAAAAAUGUCAUUAUUUUGGUGUGGGAGAGAAAGGAUUAAAACUAAAGUUUAGAGAAACUGGGAGUUGUUAAGAACUAUGCCUUUAGAUUGAAGCUAAGGUUUCUACCUUUUCUAAUAUUUUUUAUUGAUUAUAUAUAUACUGCUUCAGUUCCUUUUUUCAGCUCAGAGAUUGCUAAACUUCAAAGGAAACUUAAAAAUACUUCAGUGCACUCAGAGCAUAGAAACUAUUAUCCCCAUUUUUGCUAAAAUGCUGCUAGUGCAGUUCUGUGUUUAAAAUGUGUACUCCUGCUUUUUGUAGUACUGUUCUGUGUUCUGAAAUGAGGGGUGAUGAGAAAAUGUUGUAAUGCCUAUGUAUUAUGUUGCCAAAACGUGUUCUUAAAAUAUUGUGAGUUGUUUUGUAAAGUGUUUCCAUUAUCUAUGUAGGCUUAUAAGAAUCAACUUUGUAGAGCCUUAUAUACAUAAUUUAUUUGGAUGGUAUAAAUUCAAUUAAACUGACACAAAGUCUUCAUCAGCUAAAGUUCUGGUAUUUUGUGGGAAGUUUAUACAAACAAUACAAAUACUAUGGGUGAAGUACAUGGACAAUAAUUCUGAUUCAAUCUGUGAUGUAUAUUCUCUAUUAGGGUACACUGACAGAGCUCUGCUAAAGUCUGUAAGGCUCUAUCUGCCCAAUGUCUCUCCUUUGCUCUAAGUUACCAAUUCACACAAAAGAGUGUGUGAGUGUCUGUGGCAGUACAGCUGUCUGGAAAGAAAGAUCUUUGAAUUUGACUCUUAUAUUUCUGUGAAGAGCUAUAAGACCAGUUCUGUAUCCUCAUCAUCAUGUUGUCCUAGGUAGAAUACCAAACUCAGAAUUUGGUAUUGGUUUCUUAAUAAUAAUUUAAGUAGCCAAGCACCUAAAUGAAUGUAAUUUUACAGUUUUUUUUUUUUUUUUCCUAUUUCAUCUAGUUAAAGCUUUUUGUAAAGAAAAUAAGCUUUACUAUUAGACAAUAUCCCUGGAAGUCCUUUACAACUGUAGCGGUUGGUGGUGGGGUUGGAGGGAGCUGUUAUACUGACUGAGGGCAGGCAGAGGUUGCACAGCUGUAGGUAAAGGCACCAAUGUCUUGUGUACUUCCAUGUGGGACCACUAAUUACUCCAGCCAGUACCAAACAGCGUGCAUUUGAUCCCUUAGCCCCACAGGUGACUAUGCCCCAGGUCACCUAUCAGAAAAAGGUCACAGUGUGAUGUGCAUCAGUGCCCUGUACUAGGGUAGGUGCAGCAUGGGACCAUGCAAGGUUGGGUGGAGCCUGAUGCUCAGCAGGACCACAGAGCAUGCACCAGCCUGCAAGGCCAACUGGCCAGCUGCCACAAAAGCAAAGGAGGCCAAAGGCUCCUCCGCUCCCUUCUCUUUUUUUGUGGGUGCUUUGUGCUCACAGAGGGGUGCAGCAACCUGGCAGUGGAGGGUUUAUUGACAUCCUGGUGUCCUUCCUUGCUCUUUCCUGUGGAGUAAUGUCAAAUGCAGUAAAAACCUUGGUAAAGAGCACCUUUUAUCUUCUGUUAGCAUUAAAUUAAUAUUAGUCUUCAAAAUAAGUGAUGAACUGAUUGAUUCACUUAAUCCAGAUCUGAAUACGGAAAUCAGAUUAAAAUGAAUAAGCUUUCUUGAAAAGCCCAGCUACCUGGAAUGUCCAGGACAUGUAGCUUUUUUUUUUUCUACUUUUUUGAUCCUCCCAAACAGCAUCACAUAGUUACAAUCUUGACAAUUUGUUUGUUUAUAAGUGCAUUUCUGUCUUUGAUGGUACUUUGUAUC